UGACAAGUUUACACAGCUAAUAAGUGUCCAAUGUGGAGUUUAAACCCAGUUUUCCUAAUUCUAGUACCAAUAUUCUAUCUUCUAUGCCAAAAGCACCGCUCUUCCACUAGUUAUUAGUACAUACCAUAAAAUGUACCAUGAGCAAAAAUAAUUCCUAGGUUUCCUACAGAUCAAAUGUCUUCUGGUCUUGAAAACACUAGCAUGUUAUUCUCACCUUGUAACGCCACCCAGGAGAGAAUAGUGAAUUAUUCUAACCUUGUAACGCCACCCAGGAGAGAAUAGUGAACGUUCCAGAAAGUAUUGUUUUCAAGUGCAUAGUUGUCCUUGACCUUCUGGCAGAAUGUCAUUAUUGCCCUUCUUCUUGGUGUUGUUGGAAGCAAAUUUCUCCCUCCGUGAUAUCACCUUUGUUUACGUCAUCUCAGUGAGGUGGAGGUCAAAGACCACUGAGUACAUUCAGGUAUAGAUAGCCCUCUGAGAAAGGAAGUUAGAGCACCCAGGAACCAACAAGACAGGAAGUUGAUUCCACAGGCACUGCCUCCCCUGAGUGGCCCAGGCAGAUUAAGAAACUAGGAUUUCAGGGAAACUCAAGAAAAGGAAGGAGAGAGUAAGGGGAGCAAGAAUGAAUGGAAUGGAAGAAAGUCUUUCUCAGAAUAUGAUUUCUCCAGAUCCUUCUGCCCAAAUAACUGCCUACAGAUUAAUAGCCAAUCCUGGGACUUCUAUUAAACCUAGAGCCUGCGCGCCGCCUCCUGAUUAACUUGGGCCGAGCUCCCGCAGCCGACCUGCCAGCAGCAUUAGGCCUCGCACUGUGAGCCCGGGGGAGAGGAGACCUUGCCCCGAACCUGCUGCUCGCACCUUGCCCCGAGCCUGCUCCUUGGACCGGAGAAAGGAUUUACUGCUGCCCAGAGCCAACCCCACCCCCGAGGGUUGGAAAGAGGAGCGGAGGGAAGAAGGAGUGCGCCUAGGCAGCAGCAGGCAGCGCGAAGCCGCGCCGGGAGGAGCCAACUGUAAGCCCCGGAGAUGCAGCAGCUCCCGCCGCACAAGCGGCGCGGAGGAGGAGGAGGAAGAGGAGGUUCGGCAGAGGGCGGAGACGAAGGCUUCUGCCUAAACCUCUGCAGGCAGCGGCCGGUACCCGGUCAGGAGCAACCCGCCUCGGCCCAAAAGCUCCACUCUCCCGAUGGCGAGAGAGGCUCUGGGCCGGGCAGCGCCUCGGAACUGAUGCCCUUUGGCGACAGGGAUGAAGUCGGAGCUCCCAAGUGGCUCGGUGCGCCCCUGGCACCGGCCUGGGGCCCCGCCGGGGUCCCCGGCAGCAAGGCUGUGGCGCCUGGGAAAGCAGGGUACGGAGCCCCAGCUACUGCAGCUUGCCCGGGGGCGCUGUCCACUGCUGAAGCCCCGGUGGUGCCCGAGGCCGAGGACUCGGCACUCCCAGCCUGGAUGCGCCUAUACUUCUACGGGAUGCACGGCAUCACCUUGGACGUGCUCAUCUCCUCGGCUCAGGGCUUCCUCCACAGCCCUGACCUCAAGAUGCUGGGUUUCUCCACUCCCUACCACUGUCUGCUGCACUCGCUCACCCAGUUCGCCCUGGAGAAGGUCUACCUGCAGAGGCGCCGCUGUCCCAGCACCUUCGCCUUUAAUUUCCUCCUGUACCCCUCGGCCCACUUGGGGUUGCAGACCUUGGUGGGCAAGGCACUGCUGCUGAUAAGCCACGGGGGGAGGCAGUUGGGCGAAGCGGCGCCGGGCACUCUGGAUCUGGCUCUCCAAUACUUGCUGGCAGUCUAUUACUCCCAAGUGUUUCUCAAGAGGUUCCUGCGCUUGCGAUACCGCCGUCCGCAGCCACAGCAACCCUGGCGCGGCCCCCCUCCUCUAUCCGGCCCUGGGACAACUGCGACGCCCAGCAGCGGGCGGCCGCGGCCCCGGGGUGCUGGGGUGUUCGGGGGCGCUCCAAAACAAGGACUCCCUGACCUUCUCCGCUUUCUCUUCUUCGGGAUGCAUGGUUUCCUGGACGAAAUCUUUUUCACUUUUUUCUUUAACCUCCUGGGACAGGAGGACGGGACCAUCAACGGCCACACUUCGCUCUGGUCCUUCUUUAUGUAUGGCAGCUGCAGCUUCGUGGUGGAAAAGCUGUACUUCUACCUACACUAUAGCCGAGGUUGGGGCACCUGUAAGAGGAUUCCCAUCUACAUUCUCUUCAUCUACACGUGGGAAUUGUCUUGGGGCCUGGGACUCCGCAUGUGUGGGGGCUGCUCCUGGGACUACUCUCACUACCCACUGAAUUUCAUGGGGCUUAUCACCCUGAUGUAUUUGCCGGGUUGGAUAUUUCUUAGCUUCUACCAGGACUUGCUGUCCAAUGUGUUGUGGCGUGUGCAAUACAUACCAGCUAAAUGAACCAUAGAAAGUAAUAACUGAAAGUCUGGAGACACUUUUUAAAGGAAGUUUAAAAAAAGGGGAUGUUUUUUAAUCUUUUACUUUUUAUACAUUUUACUAAAGCCUCUUUAAACAUGUUUUAUUUACAGUUUUGAUUUUCUGGGUGUUUUGAACCUAUGAGUAAUAUAGUACCUUGAAAUAUGGCAGUUUGGAGAUGAAUUAUAACUAAAAGUAUUUAACUCUUCUUUAAAACGUUUACUACACACACACACACACACACACACACACACACACACACACACACACACACAUACCUUCCUACCUUAAAAACUGAAAGCUGUGGAUUGCACUUACCGGUAGACAGCUACUAACCUUUCAUAAAUGGGAAAUCCUUCAAUGAAAGACCAAUGACUUUCAAAAGAUUUAGUGAUUUUCUAAUUUUCCUUUACAUAUUAAUCCAGGCUGCUAUUUUCCAUGUCACCAAUGCCUGCUGAAGUUCACUGACCUGUACACCUGAAAUUGCAGCAGCUUGUAACUCUUAAAGUGCCUCUGUCUAGCAUUUAAGAAGGAAACUGAAAAAUAUGAGAAUAUAUUCUAAGAAUAGCAUCCAAAUAGGUCUUUCCCAGCAGCUCAGACAGUUGACACUGUGUUAAAGACAUUUGAUCUCCAUCAUGGAAAUGACUGCUUUCCAGUGUUGGUUAGCCUUAAACACCAAGUGUAUUAAAGUUGAUAAUAUCUUACUUUAUUUAUGCUUGUUUUUUUAAUAUGCUUAUAAAACAAAAUGUAUACCUCUAACAAUGAGAGAGAACCUCCUUCAAGUUUUAAGGAACUUUUUCCAGAUUAAGCUCAAAUCAGUGAAGCUAUAAUCCUAAUGAGAAACAAAACCCCAGAAGAAUAAAGUAUUUAUCAUAUAAUCAUAGUAUUCAAAACUGGAAAGGAUCAGAGAUCAUCCAGUCUACCAUCUUGAUUUUACAGAUGAAGAUACUAGAGCCCAGAGGAGGUUAAGUGAAUUGCCCAAGGUUACACACACAUCUACAGUGUUAGAUAAGAGCACUGUCCUCUCAUCUGGCCUAUUUCUGUUCCAUGGCAUUUUUGAAAAUAUAGCAUUUUAUCUGGGACUCUUUAAUGUACAUAGGUCAGUCUGAAGCAUCAGGGCUUAGGAAAAAUCAGUAAUUGAUAGAUUUUUGUGACUCAAUCUCACUGUCCUAAAUUAAAUGAAGUGGAGAAGAAAACCAAGAAACUUGUUUAGUUAAAAACGACCUUUCAGAGGUUGUUAAAUCCAGGAGGAAAAAAAUAGACUAGAGUUUAAUGUCUGUUGCUGCUAGUCAGUCAUGCCUAAUUCUUCGUGACCCCAUUUAGGUUUUCUUGGCAAAGAUACUAGUGUGAUUUGCCAUUUUCUUCUCCUCUGGCUCAUUUUAUUGAUGAGGAGACUAGGGCAAAUAGGGUUAAGUGACUUGGCCAGGGUAACAUAGCUACUGUUUAAGGCCAGAUGUGUACUCAGCUUCUUGAUGAGCCUUCCUGAUGGCACUUUUAUCUAUUAUGCUACCUAUCUGCACCCACAUAAAGUUAAUCAAGACCAUCCCAAUGCUCAUUACAAAGGCAGGAAAAUCUGAAAGUGUUUUUCUAAUAUGAAUGUUGUUUUAUUUAAGAAUGCUUGUUGAUAGACAAAUUCUUUGGCUUUUCUUGAGUUUUCCUCAUCUGUCCUCCAUAACACAUUAUGCCUAUGAGUAAAGUAAAAUUUGCCAUCUUUGCUCAAAGCCAGAAAAAUGUAUGUGACUUGAGGACAUGGACUACUCAUUUUUAUCUUUAUAUCCGCAGUGCCUUGCAAGUAAUAGAUUCUUGGUUAAAAAUCUAUUGAUUUGAAAUUAAUUGACCUAUAGACAAAAUGUAUAAAGGCAAAAUACUAAACUCUAGCCACCAAUAGACACCAUUGAGAGGCAAAAGACUUGGGUUUUAGUAUAGGCAGCUAAAUGGUGCAGUGUUGGACCUAGAAUUAGAAAUGCCUUAGUUCAAAGGCUCACAUACUAGAUAGCUAUAAAUUUCUGGGCAAGUCACUUAUCCUCUGUCUGCAUCCAUUUCUUCAUAGAUAAAAAUGAGGAUAAUUAUAGCACUCACCUCCCAGAGCUGUUAUGAGGGCAAAACAAGAUAAUACUUGUUUAAACCCUUACCUCCUAUCUUAGAAUAAAUGCUAAGUAUUGGUUCCAAGGCAGAACAUAAGGGCUAGGCAACUGGGAUUAAAUGACUUGUCUAAGGUCAUAAAGCUAGGAAGUAUCCAAGGCUUGAUUUGAACCCAGGACCUCCCAUCAUCACCAGGUCUGGUUCUCUAUCCACUGAGACACCUAGUUGCCUCAUGAAAUAUUUAUAAAAUGCUUUGCAAACCUACCUAUUAUUUUCCUGUUUCAAUAGCUUCAUAACUCCAUAUCUUUAUAACAUUGUUUUACCUCUCUAAGUCUGUUUUCCCAUUUGAAAAAUGAAGGAGUUGCACAGAAUGACCUUUAAAGUCCUUCCAGUCCUUACAGUCUAUGAUGCUACACAAGUGUAUUUAGAAGUCUCCCUAAGAUAUGGAAACUAUUUAGAGAAAUAAAACUAAACUGUUUUGCUGA
Molecule: messenger RNA, 4964 nt
Organism: Monodelphis domestica (gray short-tailed opossum)
Lineage: Eukaryota; Metazoa; Chordata; Mammalia; Didelphimorphia; Didelphidae
Source: RefSeq, a predicted model, not a curated record